CUGAUGGAAAACAUGUCAGAACUGACACAGUUCAUCCUGCUGGGACUCACAGAUGACCCAGGCCUGCAGGUUCCUCUCUUUAUUAUGUUUCUCCUCAUCUACACCAUCACCCUUGUUGGGAACCUGGGCAUGAUCCUGCUGAUUCUCUUGGACUCUCGGCUCCACACUCCCAUGUACAUUUUUCUAGGUAACCUGUCUCUGGUGGACUUUUGUUACUCCUCAGCUAUCACUCCCACAGUCAUGGCUGGGCUUCUUGUAGGAGACAAGAUCAUUUCCUACAAUGCCUGUGCAACUCAACUCUUCUUUUUCGGAGGCUUUGUUACUGUAGAAAAUUACCUGUUGGCCUCUAUGGCCUAUGAUCGCUAUGCAGCAGUGUGUAAGCCCCUGCACUAUGCCACCACCAUGACUACAGGUGUCUGUGCAUUGCUGGUCAUUGGCCCAUAUGUCAUAGGUUUCCUGAAUGCCUGCAUUCACGUUGGGGACAUAUUCAGUCUCACUUUCUGUAAGUCCAACAUGGUCCACCACUUUUUCUGUGAUGUUCCAGCACUCAUGGCUCUUGCUUGCUUUGACAGUCAGGUUAGUGAACUGCUUCUUCUUUGUGUUGAGAGUUUACAUGUCUUUUUUGCUGUCAUGGUUAUCGGGACUUCUUACUUGUUCAUUUUUGUCACCAUCCUAAAGAUGCACUCAGCUGCAGGUCAUCACAAGGCUGUGUCCACCUGUGCCUCCCACUUCACUGCAGUCUCCAUCUUCUAUGGGACUGUCAGCUUCAUGUACUUAAAGCCCAGCUCCAGUCACUUCAUGGACACGGACAAAAUGGCAUCUGUGUUCUAUACAAUGGUCAUCCCCAUGCUGAACCCUCUGGUCUACAGCCUGAGAAACAAAGAGGUCAGGAACGCAUUCAAAAAGGUCAAUAGUGCAUUCUUAAAGGUAAAGAGUGUAUUCUUUCCUUAG
Nannospalax galili (Upper Galilee mountains blind mole rat) is the source of this 951-nucleotide messenger RNA. RefSeq names its product olfactory receptor 5B2-like. The coding region runs from base 4 to 951 and encodes 315 amino acids. The transcript has a single exon. Gene Ontology annotation, cellular component: membrane. Gene Ontology annotation, biological process: sensory perception of smell; G protein-coupled receptor signaling pathway. Gene Ontology annotation, molecular function: odorant binding; olfactory receptor activity; G protein-coupled receptor activity. The record is from RefSeq and is a predicted model, not a curated record. Lineage: Eukaryota; Metazoa; Chordata; Mammalia; Rodentia; Spalacidae.